AGCAGCAGCAGCUGAUGAUGAAGAAGAGAGGGAAGGGGGAGACUGGGGGGACCUUUUAUUUAUAUUGUUAAAGGGACAGAGCACUAAUUCCACCUUGAAUUGGUUUGCGGGGGGGGUUAGCUCCGAGAAGAUUGAGUUUCUCCCCCACCCCCAGCCUAGCUAGAGGAUCCCAGAGAGACCUAGUGAGAGAAGGAGAGUUUCUUCCCCCGCUUUGGCCGUCAGACGAGAGAGAAAAGAGACCCAAAGCCUCUUAGCAACACGGCUCCGUCUCCUCUACUACUGUUACUGCUGCUGCUGCUGCUGCUGCUAUUUGGCCCUGGCUGAAGACACCUCACCACACACACACACACGAGCAGCAGCCACCAAUUCACCAGCUCCCCCCAUCCCCCUGCUCUCCCCUCCUCCCCCUUUAUUACCCUUUGUGUGUGUCUCUUUCUCCACUGCUCCAGGAAAGGAAAUAAAAGUGGGGUGCAGCCAAGGUUAUCAUGAAUACCAUAUAUUAUUGGAUUAAUUUAAUAACCGCUGAAGAUGAUACUUUUUGCAGACAAGACUUUUGAGAUCUGGGAUUUUAUAUAAUAAAGAAACAACUAGCAAGUGAUUAGUUUUUGGCAACGAAGUGUCACAAUGCUGAAAGAUAACUACCGCCAGAAGAGUACAAUUAACAGUGGAUAGAAAAUUCCAUUUGUUCUUCUAUUUUUAAAAGAUAAACUUAUUGUUACUAAACAUUACGGUUCCACUUCCCCAUUGGAGACUGGGGUGCAAUUUGGGGUCCUCCUUGACUUGCUGAUACUACUCAAAGACGAGAUGGCAGCUGUAGCCAGGCUUUCAUCCUGAAGUUGUAUCAUCAUGAGAGAAUCAGAAGAAGUGUCCAGGAAUACCUUGGACAAUGAAUGGAAGAGCAUGAGAAAACAAAAAGAAUGUGGCAUAUAAAAAGAAUUAAAUACCUGGAGGUAUUAGUUGCCAUACAUCUGUAAAAAUGGGAGUUAAUUUCUCAAAAUACAAAUUAGCUUAGACAGUUAGCAAGCUUGGAGUUAUGCUAUGGAACUAGGAAUAAACAUUUGUGUCCCUUUGUUGCCAGUGACAGAAAAUUGAUGGAUUAUGAUUUUCCCAAGUUGGAAAUACUUGUUUUUACCUAUUUAGGAUAUCCUUAUGACUACAUAAGGAAUAACACAUUUCAUAACUGCCUUGGUUCAGAAUGGGCAAUUGACUUGUCAACAACAGCAACAAAAAUGGUCGAUUUUAUGGACUGAGACAAAGCCUUCCAAUGCAUUUUGUACACCCUGGGAAUUACUGUGCUGUAUGGCCACCUCCUGAAGGCCAUGAUGAUUUCUAGAAUAAGGAUAUCUUCCUGUUGAUAUCUUUGAAGAAUCAUAAGCUUAAUCAGAAAAAUGAAUGGAAGCAAGGAAUGUGACAGUGGGGACAAGGAUGGAGGGCUGCCAGCAGUACAAGUCCCAGUUGGUUGGCAACGGAGGGUGGAUCAAAAUGGAGUCCUGUAUAUUAGUCCUAGUGGGUCUUUAUUGUCCUGUUUGGAGCAGGUUAAAACAUACCUGUUGACUGAUGGAACAUGCAAGUGUGGAUUAGAAUGUCCUCUCAUCCUUCCUAAGGUAUUUAAUUUUGAUCCUGGAGUUGCUGUAACACAAAGAACAGCAGAAGAUGUUAAAGCAGAUGAAGAUGUCACUAAGCUAUGCAUCCAUAAACGGAAAAUUAUUGCUGUGGCUACACUUCAUAAAAGCAUGGAAGCACCGCAUCCCUCAUUGGUUCUAACUAGUCCUGGUGGUGGAACAAGUGUAAGUCCAAUAGUACCUUCACGAGCGGCAACUCCAAGAUCGGUGAGGAAUAAAUCACAUGAAGGAAUUACUAAUUCUGUGAUGCCAGAAUGUAAAACUCCUUUCAAGUUGAUGAUGGGAGCCUCAAAUGCCAUGGGUAGGUUAUAUGUGCAAGAGAUGACUGCAAGCCAACAAGAACUUCAUUCUGUCUAUCCUAGACAGAGAUUGGGCAAUAAUGAACAUGGGCAGAAGUCGCCGUAUCGUGGCAGUCAUGGAGGAAUGCCCAGUCCAGCUUCAUCAGGCUCACAAAUAUAUGGAGAUGGUUCAAUCUCACCUAGGACAGAUCCACUUGGAAGUCCAGAUAUUUUCACAAGGAAUAAUUCCAAUUUUCAUGGAGCACCCAAUUCUAGUCCUGUUCACAUGAACAGAACCCCUCUCUCCCCGCCCUCAGUAAUGUUACAUGGUUCUCCUGUGCAGUCAUCUUGUGCAAUGGCUGGAAGAACUAAUAUACCUCUUUCUCCAACUCUGACCACCAAAAGUCCAGUAAUGAAAAAAACCAUGUGUAAUUUUUCAGCUAAUAUAGAAAUGUCACGAGCAGUGUUUCACCACAAACCACCUCAAGGCCCACCGCCGCCACCACUACCACCACCACCACCACCUUCUUCAUGUACGCUUCAGAAAAAGCCAUUAACAUCAGAGAAGGAUCCACUUGGCAUUCUUGACCCCAUUCCCAGCAAGCCCAUGAAUCAAAAUCCUGUUAUAAUUAAUCCAAGUACUUACCAUUCAAAUGUCCACUCUCAGGUACCUGUGAUGAAUGUAAGCAUGCCUCCAGCUGUUGUUCCUUUACCAAGUAAUCUCCCUUUGCCAACUGUAAAACCUGGUCACACAAACCAUGGAAGCCACAUGCAAAGAGUUCAGCAUUCUGCUUCAACUUCUCUCUCACCCUCACCAGUAACAUCACCAGUUCAUAUGAUGGGAUCUGGAAUUGGAAGGAUUGAGGCUUCACCCCAAAGAUCACGCUCUUCUUCCACAUCAUCAGAUCAUGGAAAUUUCAUGAUACCAGUAGGACCACAGUCAUCUUGUACUAAUAUUAAAGUUCCCCCUCGAUCACCAAGAUCAACAAUAGGAUCUCCUAGACCAUCUAUGCCAUCAAGCCCUUCUAUGAAGAUAGACGGAUUCCACCAAUAUAAGGACAUUCCUAACUCAUUGAUUGCUGGAAUGAGUAAUGUAUUAAAUCCUUUGGGCAAUGCAGCUUUUCCACCUGCACCUACUGGAAGUGGGUCCAUGAAAAGUCAACCUGGCUUGCUGGGAAUGCCUUUAAAUCAGAUCUUGAAUCAGCACAAUGCUGCCUCUUUUCCAGCUAGUAGUUUACUCUCAGCAGCAGCCAAAGCACAGCUAGCAAAUCAAAAUAAACUUGCUGGUAACAAUAAUAAUAGCAGUAGCAAUUCUGGAAUAGUUGCCAGCAGUAGCAGCAGUGAUGGACAUAGCACUUUAAACACCAUGUUUCCACCUACUGCCAAUAUGCUUCUACCAACUAAUGAAGGGCAGAGUGGUCGAGCAGCACUACGAGAUAAACUUAUGUCUCAACAAAAAGAUCCUUUGAGGAAAAGGAAACCCCCAACCACUACAGUGUUGAGUUUGCUUAGGCAGUCUCAGUUGGACAGCUCUGGAGUUCCAAAAUCUGGGCCUGAUUUGAUAAGAAAGCAGAACCAAGGUUCAUUUCCCAUUACAUCUAUGUCUCAGUUACUUCAGUCCAUGAGCUGUCAAAAUUCUCAUAUGAGCAGCAAUAGUUCUUCUAGUUGUGGGAGCUCAAAUACUGUUUUGCCUUGCUCUGCUAACCAACUACAUUUUACAGACACUACUAUGACCUCUAGCACUCUUCAGAAUUCACUGGCACAGGAUUUACCUUUAAGAGGGGAAAGUAUGCACUGCCCGAAUUCAAACACUAAUUUUGGCCAUUGCACUAGUCCUGGCCCAAAUAACCAUCUUGCAGGCUUAAUAAAUCAGAUGCAGUCUACUGGAAAUUGUGGGGUGCUCAGUCAGUCUGGAAUGACUUUAGGAAAUUCAUUACAUCUGAACCCAGCUCAGCCACGAAUCCAAGCACCUUCCACAAAAGUGAUACCAAACAGCAUUGUGAACAGUUGCAAUCAAACAAGUCCUGAAUCAGGAAGGACAGGUCCACCAUCAUCUACAGCUGUGGCUGGUACCUGUCAACCUGGCAUCACCAAGACAACAUCUGUUCUUCAAGAUGGUGUCAUUGUCACAACUGCAGCUGGAACUCCACUACAUAGCCAACUCCCUCUUGGGAAUGACUUUCCUUUUGUUGGUCAUGAGCACACCCUGCAUUUUCCACAGAACAGCGCUUCAAACAACAGUCUUCCGCACUCUUUGAAUCCUAACCUCUUUAGUUCGCUACCUAUCUCUUUGCCAGUGAAUCAGCAACACCUCCUAAACCAGAAUCUAUUAAAUAUACUUCAGCCUUCAACAGGAGAAGGCAAGUCUGAGGUCAACCUCAAUCCUUUAGGUUUUCUCAACCCAAAUGUAAAUGCUGCUUUAGCUUUGCUCUCCAGUGAAGUGGAUGGGCAGGUGCUGCAACCUGUUCAUUUUCAGCUGCUAGCAGCUCUUCUUCAGAACCAAGCCCAAACAUCUGCCAUGUUCCCUUUAGCAUCUUUCAAUCUAUCCAUCUCAGAUUUGUUACAGCAACAGCAAAACAAUUCUGUGCCCUCAGUAACACAGAUGACAGCCCCACUACCAGAUCAAUUGCUUAGCAGUCAGUCAGAUACCAACAGAGCUGAGACCCUGUUAACCAACCCCCUGGGAAACUCUUUCCCAAGCUUUUCAAGCACAGGCACUGCUUCAAAUCCCCUGCUCCUCCCAGCUGUCACUGGGGCCUCAGGAUUCAUGACCUUGAAUCCCCAGCUGUUGGGAGGUGUUCUGAACUCUACAUCGGGCAGCACUGCUAAUCAUCCAGAGGUUUCCAUAGCAAUCUCUUCCCAGGCUACCACUGGCACAGCCACUACAUCAUCAGCAGUGGCAGCACUGUCUGUCUCAACCCUUGGUGGGACAGCAGUGGUGUCAAUGGCAGAAACAUUGCUGAGCAUAUCUAAUAAUGCUGGGAAUACAUCUGGUCCAGCUAAACUCAACAAUAACUCUGUGGUGCCACAGCUACUUAACCCUCUACUGGGGACAGGUCUACUUGGUGAUGUGUCCUCGAUAAACACUACUCUUAAUAACCAUCAGCUAACUCAUCUACAGUCAUUGUUCAGCAACAAUCAAAUGUUUCCAUCCAAUCAGCAACAGCAGCUUCUCCAAGGUUAUCAGAAUCUCCAAGGUUUCCAAGGACAGCCUCCCAUUCCUGGGCCUCCUAACAACCCAAAUCCUAUGGCUUGUCUGUUCCAGAAUUUUCAGGUGAGAAUGCAGGAAGAGACUGCUUUUCUGAACAAGAGAAUUAUCUCUCAAAUAGGGAUGCCACCAGUCCCUGAAAGCUCCAGUGCAGCAAUUCCUUCUUUUCAAGAUACUGUAUGCAAUUUACAACAAAGGACAGAACCAUCUGUAGGACAACAGGCAAAGGACAUCAGCUUAACUGCCCAGAGUGAUGGUUCAGUUGAUGCCAUCUACAAAGCAGUGGUAGAUGCUGCAGGCAAGGGGAUGCAAGUAGUCAUCACUACCGCAGUUAACAGUACAACACAAAUGAGCCCUAUUCCAGCUCUGAGUGCCAUGAGUGCCUUUACAGCCUCAAUUGGUGAUCCAUUAAAUCUUUCCAGUGCUGUCAGUGCAGUAAUACAUGGAAGAAAUAUUGGCAUUUCUGAUCAUGAAGAUAGGGCAAGGAAUACUAGGGGGACGCGAUUAUUGAAGAAUUCAGAACACCUUAAAAAUUCCAGUGAUGGGGAUAGUUUGGAAUAUUACAAACCAACAGGUUGCAACACACCCAAAAAACAGUGGGAAGGGGAACAAAGCCCUGGAGGGGAAAUGAAUCGAUGGAAAUGUGAGGAGGUUUUAGAUCAUUCAUCCCAUAUCCUCAGCAGUCCUUGCCAUGAAAGAUCCAACAAUAUUUCCACAUUGCCAUUAGGCCAAGGCAAGCAACAUCCAGUAUUAUUACCCCAGCGAAAUUGUCACAGCGAUAAGAUGUUGGAGGAGAACUUCAGAUAUAGCAAUUACAAAAGAACUAUGAUGAGUUUUAAAGAGAGACUAGAGAACACUGUGGAACGAUGUGCACACAUAAAUGGAAACAGGCCUCAACAGAGCAGAGGGUUUGGAGAGCUGCUGAAUCCUUCUAAGCAAGACCUAGGAGUGGAAGAACAGUCUCCAAGUUCCUCCAAUAGUUUUGAAAGUUCUCUGAUUAAAGACUACAUCCAUUAUAAUGGAGACUUUAAUGCCAAAAGCAUUAAUGGGUGUGUGCCUAGUCCUUCAGAUGCUAAAAGCAUUAGUAGCGAAGAUGACCUAAGGAAUCCUGAUUCCCCUUCUUCAAAUGAGUUGAUACAUUACAGACCAAGGACGUUUAACGUUGGGGACUUGGUCUGGAGCCAAAUUAAAGGACUGUCUUCUUGGCCUGGUAAAUUAGUGAGAGAAGAUGACGUUCACAACUCAUGUCAACAAAACACUGAAGAUGGGAAGGUGGAGCCUGACAGAUUGAAAACACUAACAGAAGGUCUGGAAGCCUACAACCAUGUUCGAAAGCGGAAUAGAAAAAGUGGGAAGCUAAAUAACCAUUUAGAAGCUGCUAUCCAUGAGGCCAUGAGUGAACUUGACAAAAUGUCUGGGAAUGUGCAUCAGAUUCCACAGGGAGACAGACAGUUGAAGCCUCCAAAACCCAAGAGGAGGAAGAUCUCUAGAUAACAUUGAAUGUCUUUGUUACUGAUCUGGCUCUAACAUAGUCAAACAUGCACAUAGUUUUCAUAUAUAUAUAUAUAUAUAUAUAUUUAU
Molecule: messenger RNA, 6689 nt
Organism: Python bivittatus (Burmese python)
Lineage: Eukaryota; Metazoa; Chordata; Lepidosauria; Squamata; Pythonidae
Source: RefSeq, a predicted model, not a curated record